AUGUCAUUUCAAACUGUCUCUGACCUGAAAAAUGUUCCAUCAUCUGAUGAAAAAGCAAUUAUAACAAAACCAAUUAAAGUUAAAGUUAUUGUGGAUCCAGUGUACCAUCAUGAUGAUAAUCCAACCACACCAAAUGUCAUUGUCAUGAGUAUUGUUGCUGAUGAUUCAGGCACAAUCAAAUGUCACAUUUCAAACGAAAAAGACAUUGUCAAAAAAUUCUUUCAGAAAAACACAUCAAUUGUUAUUUCAAAGUGCACCAUAACCACUUGUGACGAAGAGCCUCAAUUGAACAUCAACAUGCAAUCAAGCAUCUUCCUUGUUCCAACAUUCAACUUGAAACAAAACUUACCACUGCCACUCCUACCAUCCUUCCCAACCAUCAAAUUCACCCCAAUAGCAGAGGCAUUGAAACUUCCUAGAAAACAACAAAUAUCCAUUGAGGGAAAAAUUACAAAGGUAUGUAUGAGUGAUUUCAUUUGCCAAAAAAAGCUUUGAUUAGUAUUCACUUUCUGUAUAGCUCCUAAGAAGAAUAAAUUGCUGCAUAUAUGUACCCUAUUCCCUAAAGUAGAAAAGUUUGCCAGUAAUACAGUAUUUAUGUCUCUAAUUUAAAAACUGUUUCUUAGAUGGUGAGUACAUAUAUAAUCCAACUUUGUAUCUGAAACCCUUACUUGCUAUAAAAGUGUAAUUAUAAUAGUCUGUAACAACUAUAUAUAGUGUGUUUUAAUUCUACCUCUACUAUGUACUGUAGAUUGAACCACCAAUAAAGGUAAAAAAUAACUCGAUAGACCUCAAGAAGUGUUCUUGAAAGACACAACUGGGAUAAUGCAAGUAUCCCUCUGGAAAGACAAGGCAUCCCUACCACUUUCCCAAGGAGACGUUAUCUCAUUUACUGGACUACAGACAUCAAUGUUCCAGAAUAGACCAAUGGCAUCUUCAACAACUCAAACUCAAGUGAAGGUAAAUGAAAAAUUAUAAUAGCUGAAAAAACAGAUCCUAACUCUUCAGUAGCAUGAGAAAUAUUUCACUGUUAUCUAGAACAAUACACCCUUUUGAUAAUUACAUCAUUUGACUUGGGAGCCUAGCUCUCAUGAAUCAUGAGCCAAUCACCUUGCAUAAUUUACUGAUGAGAGCGAGGCUCCAAGACCAAAAAAUAUGUGCAACAUAAUUAUCGAAAUGAUUUAUUAAUCUCAUUAUCUUUUAUUGUGUGAUUUACAAAAUCCAAAUAUAUUCUAUAAAAAUUAAAUAAGUCACAUAAAUUGAAAGUCUGACAUAGCUUAUUGCAUAAAAUCAAAUAUGCAAGAGCUUCUUUUUCCAUCUUAUGAACAAUAUAUGUACAUAUAACGUCUGUAGUCCACAUUAUUGUUAUGCUCUAUUUGCCAUAAUUACACAUACCUUUUCUGUACUUAUAACACAAAGCUUAUAGUCCUCACUUAUAACUUGCGACACUGCUGCUUGAACUUACAGCAGCUAUAUAUUGUCUUAAUUUAUGCUUGAAUAGGUGUCUGAAAACCAGGACUUGAUCCUCAUUGACACUGAUGAUGAAUAUGAUCAACUCUACAAAGAUGGAACCAUCAUUGGCAUUCAAAAUGUUAUUUGCUACAACAGCUGCAGUAACAAACAAUGCAGAAACAAAAAGCUCGAUUCCACCAACCAGUGCCCGCGUUGUUCAAAAAUUUAUCCUGAUGACAAAUUGCAAAAAGCAUACGUGAGUAAUCUCUGCCUUCAGACUGAAGAAGACUUAAAGUCUGUCACAGUGUUCCAAAAAGUAUUCAUCCAACUUUUCACCAUUGAUGAAAAUGAAAACCAUCAAGCUGAAGAGUUGACAGCUGCGCUGCUACAAAAACUACCAAUCUCCCUAAAAUACAAGGAGAACGAUGAUAUUAUUCAAGAGAUCAUUCUUCUCUAA
Messenger RNA from Paramuricea clavata, 1906 nucleotides. The record is from the annotation of a GenBank genome assembly. NCBI's taxonomy places the organism in Eukaryota, Metazoa, Cnidaria, Anthozoa, Malacalcyonacea, Plexauridae.